Molecule: messenger RNA, 1122 nt
Organism: Quercus robur (English oak)
Lineage: Eukaryota; Viridiplantae; Streptophyta; Magnoliopsida; Fagales; Fagaceae
Exons: 4
Coding region: 125-955 (276 amino acids)
Source: RefSeq, a predicted model, not a curated record
CUUUCAAUCCAUUUGCUUUGUAUUGUCGUCCCUCUUUCCUUUUAAAGUCACAUCUUCUUCUUCACGGGCUCCUCAGUUUUUAAACAAUUCAAAUUCCCCUGCACCUUGUUUGUGACUCUUUGCAAUGGAUCAUAAUUCUACCCCAUAUCCAGGCAAAUCUCGUCCCAUAAAACCAAAAUUUAACCGAACUGCAACAAAAGCUCUUAACAAAGACCCUCCUCAAAUUUCAAGGCAAAGGCGGGUCUUUGGAACAGUCCGCAACACAAACGUACCUGUAAAAACUGUAACCGAAAAACCUAUAAUCAAACCCAUAAGUAGGAUUGCUCAAAAGCAACCUAAAUCGACCCGAACCACUCUGCCAACUACUGAUACAGCCACGGAACCCGUAACAGAGGCUGUGGAGCAGAGUACUCCUGAAAAAACAAUACUACCCAAGUUGAAGAAAAAAAGUGUUUCCUUUCCAGAAGAAGUUGAAGAAAAAGAUGCGAAGAAUUUGGAGGCAAACAAUGUGGUUUUGCCGAAGACUCCAGUGGCGCCGCGGUCUUUGACGAGGGCUAGGAGUCCAGGCACGCCAUACCACAGUGCUGAGAAUUGUAGCAAAUGCCGGUUCGAUAGGCUCGAGACUUCGUCGUAUUGGCUGAGUCAGAUCAAAUUGGCGGAGUCUGUGGGCAAGCAUUUUGUUUCGGCUGCUUUCUUUGGACUUGCCUUUGAAUCCAAAGCUGAGCCUAUUAGGAGCCUCCGUGUUGAGCUGAAGCGGUAUUUGAUACGACACGGGUAUCUAUCUGAGCAGACAGAGUGGAGAGAAGUCUCUGUUAGCUAUGGAUUAUUGAAGGAUAAAAGCAACACAGGAGAGGUGGAUUCAGGUGUUGAACAAUCUGGUACAUGGGAACCCACUUGUAAUGAGCUCGAUCAAGAACAGACCAAGGAACAUUUUGUUGAGGAGACUGAAAAGUAAAACAAAUUGACUGGCAAUGUUUAUAGAAUCUGGAAAUUUAAGGUUUUGGCAUGUGUAAUAGUAAAUGCUUUUGGACUGACCUGUCUCGGUUCAGUUUCUGUAUUGUAUUUGUAUCAAAUAUUUUAUCAGGCAAUUUGCAUUUGGAUUGGUAUUCCAACCUUUUUUAA